Molecule: messenger RNA, 1016 nt
Organism: Ilex paraguariensis (yerba mate)
Lineage: Eukaryota; Viridiplantae; Streptophyta; Magnoliopsida; Aquifoliales; Aquifoliaceae
Source: the annotation of a GenBank genome assembly
AUGGGACCUGCCCCACCACUACAAGGUUUUGCUUCUAGUUCACUCACCCCCAAGAAUGAAAACAGCUUGAUUCCGGACAUUCCAGCAACUGUAGCAGCUGUUAAGAAUCCAACCUCAAAGAUUGUUUAUGAUGAGCACAACCAUGAGCGUUACCCUCCAGGUGACCCCAGCAAAAGGGCAUUUGCUUAUUUUGUGUUGACAGGCGGCAGGUUUGUGUAUGCUUCCCUGAUCCGCCUCCUCGUAUUGAAGUUUGUUCUCAGCAUGUCAGCAAGUAAGGACGUUCUUGCUCUAGCCUCUCUUGAGGUUGAUCUAUCCAGCAUUGAACCUGGUACCACUGUCACUGUUAAGUGGCGUGGAAAGCCAGUCUUCAUUAGGCGCCGAACUGUGGAGGAUAUCAAGCUGGCAAAUAGUGUUGAUGUGGGUUCCCUCCGUGACCCUCAGGAAGAUGCGGCCAGAGUUAAGAAUCCAGAAUGGCUAGUUGUUGUUGGGGUCUGCACUCAUCUGGGGUGCAUCCCCUUACCAAACGCUGGUGAUUUUGGUGGGUGGUUUUGCCCGUGCCAUGGUUCUCAUUACGACAUUUCUGGCAGGAUUCGCAAGGGCCCAGCACCGUAUAAUCUGGAGGUACCCACGUACUCUUUUUUGGAAGAGAACAAGCUACUGGUUGGAUGAGCUCUAAAGAUGAGAUUCUUUCCGGUGGAUGGUGGGAUUUUAGAAUUUCUUUUUAUUCAAGAGUGUUCAAUACUUGUGGCUUAUAUCUUUAAUUUGGGCAUGUUCACUGAUGCUUAUGAAACUUGGAUAUUGCAAUGGCGGUUGACGCAUGUGUUGCUCUGAAUACUGAAUAAGUUUUCUGUAGAUGACGAUACAAAAUGAUCUGAAAAUCAUGAUGAUAUCAAGGAUGCUGCUUAGUUAAAUAAUUUAAGGAUGUUUUGUACUCUGUUCCCAAAAGGCUAAUGUAUUUGUUGCUGGUUUGGUUUGGUUUCACGUUUUGUAAUAUGGAUGGGUUAAAUUCUUCCACC